UCACCAGUUAAACUGGAACACCUGCUCGGCUACGUUUAGCGGUUAGCCUUUAGCGCUUCCUCGUCACCACAGGACUUUCUCACCGGUAACUCUCUGCACUGCUGACUAACCCGAGCGGCUGCACAGCUUUCCUGGUGGUGGAGGAGAAGAGGUAGGACACACCGGAUUCUCUACCGCUGUCGUCGCCCUGACAUCCGGGAGACGCUGGUGCCACGGUAGGGUUGAAUACAGCCGCUUUAUGAAGAAGUGAGCGAGACUGUCACAGAAAGCAUGGGGAGGAAGAAGGUCCCAGAUGUGUACAGAGCCCCUUUUCCCUUAUACUCCAUUAAAGUUGACCCCAAAACCGGGCUGGUGAUCACAGCAGGAGGAGGAGGUGCCUCCAAAACGGGCAUAAAGAAUGCGGUGCAAUUUCUGGAUCUGGAGCUGGUGGGAGAACACCAGUACAGUGCCAGCCUCCUUCACUCUCAUGACACCGACACACGAGCCACCAUGAACAUGGCCGUAGGGGAUGGUGUAAUUGCUGCAGGACAGGAUGGGACCUGCUGCCUGAUGAGGUUUCAACACUGCGCAAAGACCGAAGGAGGCAAAGCUGCUGCCAAAGAUGCAGGGAACAGUGUGCAGCAGGGUAAUGCCAGGCGGCGAGCUGGGAAAGGAGACAAAGGUGGAAAGGAUGGAGCCGCAGCUUCUGGAGAAACGUCUGAUAUGAAGGAUGAGACAGCUCAAAUCUCUGUGACUGGUUUGGCUGAAGUCCAGUCCGACCUGAACCCUCAGGACCCGCUCCAGAAGGUGGUCAGCUUCAGUUCUGACCUGAGCCUCCUGCUGACAGGAGGCACAGACGGGCACAUACGAGUCUGGGAGUUUCCAUCACUGAAGAAGAAGUUUGACUUCAAAGCACACGAAGGGGAGAUCGAAGACUUGGAUAUGAGUCCUGGGAAAAAGCACCUGGUGACUGUUGGCAGGGACUUUGCCUGCAGUGUAUGGAGCGGCAACCAAUUGGCGAUGAAUCUGAAAUGGCAUGAAACCCUUCCUCAAAUGGCUGAGAAGACUUAUCGAUAUAUGGCUUGCAGGUUUGGAAAGGUAGAGGACCAGAAAGAUGCCCUGAGGCUUUACACAGUGCAGAUCCCCCAUAAAAGAGACAGAAGACCACCUCCCUGCUACCUCACCAAGUGGGACGGCAAGAGCUUCCUGCCCAUGAUGACGGCUCCAUGUGGCAAUGAAGUCAUCUCCUGUCUGGCUGUCAGCGACUCUGGAACAUUCCUUGGCCUUGGAACUGUAACAGGAUCAGUAGCAAUCUACAUUGCUUUCUCCCUUCAGAAGCUGUAUUACGUACAGGAGUCCCAUGGCAUCGUUGUGACAGGCCUGGCCUUCCUGCCCGACUCAAUGAAGGGCAAAAAUAUCAUAGGGAAUAACGAAACGGCUAUGCUGAGUGUAGCUGUGGACAGCCGCUGUCAAGUACAUGCUGUCCCCAACCGAAGGUCUUUUCCUAUCUGGCUGGUGCUGCUCUGCUGUGGCUUGAUGGUUGUGGGAGUCAUCCUCCUCCUACAGUACCUCUUUCCAGGAUUUAUGUAAAUACAUUUAAAAUCCAAAGGUCGGUGGAGCAUGGACACAUCUUCAUAUGGCUGACUUUGCCACUGUCAACAGCAGUCCUCAGUCACAUAUUCCAUCUCAAUGCUGAACUCCAACUCGCAGCUGAGGCACGGCGUUGACUGAAGAAGCUUUUUUAUGGCGCCCUGACUACCCUCAACUCUUGUUCAGGGUCGUUCCUCUCAGAUCCGUAAACCCCAGUGGAAUCAACCCUGGAAAGAAUGUGGAAUUUUACUCACUUUGAUUUGUAUCAAUUAUUCUUAAUCAUUUCUGGAUUUAUCAUGGAGAUUUGAAGGACUCAGAUUCAUGAAUGUUUAAAGGGUGGGAUAUUUUUAUUGGCAUAUUUAAGGAACAAUGUAAAACUAUAAAAACAAUUGGUACAUAA
Limanda limanda (common dab) is the source of this 1969-nucleotide messenger RNA. RefSeq names its product prolactin regulatory element binding (gene preb). The transcript is spliced from 11 exons. Bases 271 to 1569 code for a protein of 432 amino acids. The record is from RefSeq and is a predicted model, not a curated record. Gene Ontology annotation, molecular function: guanyl-nucleotide exchange factor activity; GTPase activator activity; protein binding. Gene Ontology annotation, cellular component: endoplasmic reticulum membrane. NCBI's taxonomy places the organism in Eukaryota, Metazoa, Chordata, Actinopteri, Pleuronectiformes, Pleuronectidae. Gene Ontology annotation, biological process: protein secretion.